This is a messenger RNA of Manihot esculenta (cassava), 1644 nucleotides long. RefSeq lists its product as uncharacterized. The record is from RefSeq and is a predicted model, not a curated record. The coding region runs from base 70 to 732 and encodes 220 amino acids. The transcript is spliced from 4 exons. Lineage: Eukaryota; Viridiplantae; Streptophyta; Magnoliopsida; Malpighiales; Euphorbiaceae.
AAUGGAAAAAGGGAAAUUCAAAUAUUUUGGAAUAAGCCCGCCAUUUCUAAAACACAAAAGACGAAAGCGAUGAGUUUGUCUCUGUUUCCUUCUCCUCUUGAACGUACUGUUGCUUCUGCUCUUCUCCUUCUCUCAAACACCAAACCUCUCUCUCCUUCUCCAGAGUUUGGAUUUGAUGGUGGCACUGAUAAGGCGCUGAGAGAGGGAAGCGAAAGCAAGAGUAGCAGCGAGGAGAUUUCGAGCUCAAAAUCACACUCUUCGUCUCUUACCAGUGAUAAUGAUUCGUCUAAGGAAAUUCGAGCGGCCCAUAACCUCAGGAUCGUCGCUGUUGUGGCUCGGUGCCAUGAGAUGAAGUUCAAGGUGGUGAGAAAGAGACGCACUAAGGUCAUCUGGAGCUCCGACUCCGAGCAUCCGGAAGUCGUCCUUGCUCUGCCUGCGACGGUGUCUUCAAAAUCCGAGUCGACAGAGGCCUCCUGCUUAUCAAGCACGUCCAGUGCGGCGUCAAGCGCGCGAAGCUGCUAUGAGAUCAGAAGCAUGAAAAGGAACCAAAUGGAGAGCUGUGAAAAUCCAAAGAGGCGUAAAGUGGACUCUGGUUAUGGCUCGGGCUCGUCUUACAUGAGGCGACAGGCCGAAAAAAUUUUGGAUUUCCUGUCUCGCGGAAGUUCCUCUGAAGUGAGAAUACGCCAAGUGCUCGGUGACAGUCCAGACACUAGCAAAGCUCUCAGAAUGUGAGAUCUCUCCCUCUGCUGUUGAAGCUGGAAGAGAUCAAAAGAUCAGGGACAGGAGGACGAUUGGAUCCCUAUCUUUACAAGGUAUAUUAAAUUGAUGCUUCUUAUAAUAUUUUAAUUUAUUAACAAAAAAGAAAAUCAGUGUGGAACGAUCACUACAAUAUCAUAGAUAGUAUUAUACGGGUAAUUGCAGUUGAAUGAUUUUCUUUUUGCAGAUAGCCUGAGAAAUUAGGGAGCUUGACCCAGAAAUAUUAGGUCAUGUAUUUUAGCAUUCUAAUCAUCCCACUUGUUGGGAAAUUUUGGUCCUCAGAUAAGCAAAUGUGAUAAUAGCAAUAUUGACAAGUAGUAUGAUAUAGGAAUUACUUGGGAAGAAUAGUAGAGAGAAGGCAAAUAUAUAGUCCUUGCUAUCCUUAGUUAUCUUUCUUAUUACACGAGAUUACAGGUCAGAUGUAAGGGCAAGGAAAUAGGAAUCCUGCGGUAUAGGAACUUGUAGAUAGGCAUGGUAUAGUGGCAAUGUGUUGUGUCUGAAAAUUAAAAUGAAAAUCUUCUCAUAAUAUGAUCUUUUUACAGGUAAUAUUCUAAUUUUUAGUAAGGAUGAAAAUUUUGUUUGAUUUUAUGUGUUUAUAUAUAUAUUGAUUGCCUGAGUAAGGAUAGAAUUUCAUGUUAAUUUUCUUAGUUUCAAUUGCUGACUGAGGAGUAAGAACAGAAUGUAUUAAGACUGCUGGGAAGUCAUAGAGACGAAGUACUAUUUAAAUCAAUACAUUAAGGACUGUAACUAUUACUAUUGUUAUUUUUAUUUAGUUUCAAUCGAUUUUUAUGUUAAUUAAAACUCACAUAUGGUGAUGAGAGUUGAUAUAUAACGGCAUUCCUUGACAUGUUUAUCAAGGAUAAUUAACUAUGAACUAUCAAUAUUUUU